CUUCAGCCUCGGCAGCGGACAUUUGUGUGGAGGACCUCGGGAGUGCGGGACGUGUUCAGGCGCGGAGGCUUCAGGUCCGACAGCAGCAAAGCUCCCCGGCCGGGUUCAUGGGUGUAGCGGCCACAGCGGCGGCUGUAGAGAUUUAGCAGCUCAGAAAGACGAUGUGAUCCUCUGCUUUUCUUCAUCCACACCACUCUACCCGAACAUUUCUUUUCUUUCUUGUGUUUUUACGCAUCAUAUUUUCCCUCCGCUGUGGGAUUUAGUGAACGCAGGUCGCUUCGUUUCUGCUCCACACGGCGCUCUCCCUCACACUUUGUGAUUUUUUUGACUGUGAAUAAGCUUCCACCUUCCGCUGAGACUACAAACUUUGGACCGGAGAAGACAGCCUGUCGCCAGUCGGGGGGGGAGCGAGGAGCGGAGGAGACCUGACACCGAGCACACAGCCUAUAUUUGUCCGCUCCGCUCCGUGUGGAGAAGGAAGGAGGAAAACCGAGCUUCCCUGUCGCCACCUCCGCCACCAGCCUCCCUGCUCCACCGCACGGAGGAAGAGGAAGCAGAGGAGGAUUUAGCCUGAGUAACGGGAGAGGAUAUAACCCUGGAGCAGAACUGACGAUCUCAAAGGUGCUCGGCACAAUGGGACUCCUAAACCUCUGAGGGGCGAGCACAAAAGGCCGAGGGGAAGAGGCAGAAUAAAGCCAAGGGAGGGGAGGAAAGAAGAGGACAAAAGAGGAGGAGGAGGAACAGAAGAAGGAGGGAAGAUUCUUGCCCCGGCGCCAGGCGAGAAGCAGAGCUUGUGGGCGGAGAAGGAGAGGGAGGGAGGGAGAUUUGAAAGGAAGGAUUUGCUUUAUCUGUCGGGGGUGCAUGCUCCCCCCUAAGCCCCCCCCCUCCUCCUACUUGGACAUCGUCCUCCUCCUUUUUUUUCUGCAUCAGUGACGGGUCGACAAAAGGCAAAGAAUGCACCAUAAACUAAGUUGGGGAAGCCUCGGGGCGAGCAGGGGCCUCGAUGUGAGACUACCCAGGACUAGAGCCCUGCUGCUGGGCUUGCUCCUCGCCGCGGCGGGCUGGCUCCACCCGCCGGUGCGCGCAGAGGUGGAGAUCGACGUGCUGGGCGAGAUGGUGUUAAUGGAAGCGGGCGGACAGAGCGAGGGAGUGGGCGGCAGGAGCGAGCUGGAGGCCUCCAUGCACUCCUCGCUCCUGCGGGACUUCCAGGAGGUGACUGAAGGUAUCCAGGAGAUGGAGGCUGUUGCCGUAGAAACCGGGGAGACGGCAGCAACUCAGCAGAACGCGGCGACGCCCACGGCCUUCCCAGACUCCUCGGCGGUGGUGGGUCGAAUCUUCCAGAUGAAGGUGCCAAACAAGAUGGAGGAUGUUUACCUGGGUGAUAUUGUCAAGAUUACCGAGAUGGGUAAGGAUUCCCUCCCUGCCUGGCUGCACUGGGACGCCAGCAGCAGAAUCCUGCGGGGUCUGCCUUUGGAGGAGGACAAAGGUGUCCAUUACAUCUCCGUAUCCAUCUCCAACCACACAAAGUCCUCUUCCUCAGAGGUGUUUUCCAUCGAGGUGCACCCUGAGGAUCACUCGGACUCAGAUUCGGCCCAGCUGACGUCCAACCAGGCCUCCACCGAAGAUGAUGUCCAGCCGUUCAUGUGCGGAAACGAGGAGCCGGUCACAGUGCUGACGGUGAUCCUGGAUGCAGAUUUAACCAAGAUGAGCUCAGAGCAGAGGGUGGAGCUCCUGGAUAGCAUGAGGAGUUUCUCUGGGGUGGGGCUCCAGCACAUGAAGAUACUCCCCGUCGUCAACAACAGGCUGUUUGACAUGUCUGCGUUCAUGGCUGGGCCGGGGAAUGCUAAAAAGGUGGUGGAGAACGGCGCUCUGUUGUCCUGGAAGCUCGGCUGCUCGUUGGACCAGAGCACAGUCCCAAAUAUCAACAGUGUCCAGGGUCCUGCAAAGGAGGGCACGAUGUCAGCCAAGCUUGGCUACCCUGUGGUGGGAUGGCACAUUGCCAACAAGAAACCCCAUGUCCCUAAGCGGGUGAGGCGCCAAUUAAACAACACUCCAACACCUGUUCUGGCAGUGCUUCCUCCAACAACUGUGGUGGAGCCUCCAGUGAGGAUUAUCCCCACCCUGUCCUCUCCCUCUAUUGCUGCACCAACUGAAAGCUCUGCUCCCCCUGUAAGAGGCCCCGUCCCCCUUCCAGGCAAGCCUACGAUCAGAGUCCGUGACCCAAUCGCCCACACACCAACCCUGGGACCUCCUCAACCAACGAGGGUGAUGGAGACCACCAGUACCAUUUCCAUCCAGCCAACCAUGACCCGGCCUACUUAUGUGGAAGCCACUGCCACGCCAUCCACACCUACCAGAAAACCUACCAAGAAACCCAAGAGGCCCAAGACCACACCAGCGCCCAGAGAGCCAAAGACGUCCACAGCGAAGCCGUCCAGGCGCACCACCCCAUCACCCGGUGUUGUGCCGGAUCCAUACAAUACAAAGCCUACCUUGCGUAACCCUAUCGACCAGGUUAAUGCAUUGGUGGGCACCUAUUUCGAGGUUAAGAUCCCAUCUGAUACAUUCUUCGAUAAAGAGGACGGGACAACAGACAAGCUGCGUCUCACCCUGAGACAGAACCACAAUGAAGUGGUUGGAGAUGGCUCCUGGAUCCAGUUCAACACCACCAGCCAACUCCUCUAUGGCCUGCCUGAUGUCCAACAUGUGGGAAAACAUGAAUAUUUCAUGCAGGCAACUGACAAAGGUGGCCUGAGUGCAAUUGAUGCCAUCGAGGUCCGUGUGAACCGCUGGCCCGCCAACGACAAGACCCCUGUGAUCUUCACGGCUCGGUUUGAAGGUGAGCCACGUUCCGUAACCAAUGACAUCCACAAGAAAAUCCUUCUGGUCAAGAAGCUGGCGUAUGCCCUGGGAGACCGCAACAGCAGCACGGUGAGUCUCCGGAAUAUCACCAAAGGGUCGAUUGUGGUGGAGUGGACGAACACCAGCCUCCCACAGCACCCGUGUCCAAAGGAACAGCUCACAGUCAUGAGCAGGACGCUGGCCAAUGCUGACGGGAGGCCGUCACAGACCUUCCGCUACUCCAUGGAGCCUGAAUUUAGACCUCUGGAUGUCAUGGUGAAAGGAAGGGCAAGCUGCAGAACGUAUUCCUUCAUCCCACCUGGAGAGAUCGACAUACCAGAACCUCCAGCAGUCACUCCAGCCCUGGGAACAGGCCGGCAGAGCACAGAUGACGUCUAUCUCCACACGGUCAUUCCUGCUGUGGUGGUCGCGGCAAUCCUGUUGAUAGCAGGUAUCAUUGCAAUGAUCUGCUACAGGAAGAAACGAAAGGGCAAGCUGACCAUCGAAGACCAGGCCACCUUCAUCAAAAAAGGUGUGCCAAUUAUCUUUGCAGAUGAACUGGAUGACUCUAAGCCGCCUCCAUCUUCCAGUAUGCCCUUGAUUCUCCAGGAGGAGAAACCCCCACUUCCACCCCCCGAGUACCCAAACAUGGCCACGCCAGAGACCACUCCCCUCAACCAGGAACUGCUGGGGGAGUACACAGCUCUGCGGGAUGAAGACCCCAACGCACCUCCCUACCAGCCACCGCCUCCUUUCACCGCUCCCAUGGAGGGCAAGGGCUCCCGUCCCAAGAACAUGACUCCCUACAGAUCACCACCUCCCUACGUGCCGCCCUAAGACUUGUUUAACCCUCCCCUCGUGGGGCGGAGGGAGAGGAUGCCUGAGGAACUGUAACGGUUUCCAUUCUGGUGUCUGUCUGGACAUUUACAGGGAGAGAUGACAAGAGGUGCUAAAGUACAAAACAGCUACAAGGGACUUUGGUUUGGAAGGGGGAGUGAUAAGUCGGGUGGGGUUUUACAGUAGACAGAUGGGAUGAUUGGUUGAAACAGCUGGGAGGGACUACUGUUUUAGUGGUAGCCACAGCUACUACAGUGGCCUAAGACAAACAAAUUCUCGUCACACUGGCUUUCGGGUCGACCAGUUGGUCAGAAGCGACAAUUGGGAGACGUGCUCUCCCUUCCCAGCAUUUCAUUUUUUUCUCUUCUGUUGAUUUGGAUACUGGCUUUUAUUUUGUUUUUCGUCUUUAUCCCAAGAUUAUUAAAAUUCUUUUUUUUUGUUUUUUGUUUUUUUUGGACUGAAUCGUUUGCCUAACAACUCUUAUUUUGUCUUGCUUUUAAGUAAUACGAGAAGACAGUGAACUGCCAUCAGACCACUGCAGGCAACAACUCGUGUUUUUAAUAAAGAGAGUGAGAUUCUCUGAAUAUGAAAAAACAAAAGCUAUCACAAGGAUCUCAGAUCACCCCUGCAGACGACACAAGAGAAUGGGAGGCCGAGGAGUGUGUGGUGUGUGAAUGAAUGGGUGUGUUUAUUCAGAUUCAGUACGGUUUGCCUUUUAACACUAGUUGUCUGUUUCUAUCCUUAUUCACAAUGUCUAGUAAAGAUGAGAAUAACAAAGGUAGCCUAAAAAAGAUUUAGAGAUGAAUAAUAAAUAAUUUGUUUAUUUCAUUGGUUUUAAAUUCACUGUAUAUCUGGAAGAUGUUCUGAUAGAUUGUGUUAUAUUUUUUUGGUGGUGGAAGAAAGUGAGAAGAGAAAGGGAUUGCCUCACUAAAGUAACCUGCAGGAGCUUUUUUAUAAUUCCUGUUUUGAUAUCACAACAAUACGUCAAUAACAGCUCAUUAGAUGAAAAUCCCACCUUCCUCCCAGUUGCCCUCCCAUGCCAUCAGCAGAUCUAACCGGCUCGAUAAGGUGCAAGCAGCAGGAAAACAUGCAGGGUUUAAUGUGGAUCUAGUUGUAUGCGGAUCUCAGUUCAUCCAAUUCGACCUUAAUUUGGCGACAGUUUUACUUGAAGUUAGAAACGCCAUACGAGUGCAUACAACACGAACCUGAGCAGGAAGUAGAGCCCUACAGUUUAUUUUGGCCCUGGGAUAAUUAUUUCUUUUUUACAUAAUGAGGCAGUUCUUCUCUCCGGUCUGAGAGGAAACAUUGUGUGCCAAUGGAGACUGUCCCAGAUGGGAUUGUACAGAUAUUCACAUUUUAGAGGUCACAGAGAAGACGAUCGAAGGAAGAAAGAACCAUAAAUUUCCAGUAAUUAGCUCACAGAAACGCGGUCAAAGAAAAUCUCCUUCUAAUUUUUUUACAAAGUUUUUGAUACAGCCUCAAAUUGUUUGAUUAUUAAAAGAAAACAUGAUUAAUGAUUAGUCUUCUGUGAUUUGUAAAAUCUUAGCCUAGAAGUUCGAUUAUGAUUCAAUUAUGUACACUUUGUUUUUGUUUUUUUCUGUUGUCAUGGGUCACAUAUUUCAAGUGUUUUAUUUUACUGUGUGUGUUUGCAUAUCAAAAUGUAUCUCCCACUAUACAAAGAUGGAAUGACCCAUAUUGUAUGUAAUCACAAAUUUUAUUUUUAUGUCCUUUUAUGUUUGCUGAUGAGUUUCAACUGAAAGUGACCCUUUGCAAUAAUAAUGUAAGGAGCAGUCCGCUCAGCGACUGGUCGAUGCAGGCUCCAGCGAAUGACUCGUAUUGUCAUAAUAUUGUUGGUUUUUGCAGGAUGCCAAGGCUUUUGCUUAUCAAGUGUGCAUUGUCAUAAUAAAACCAACUGGUACGAUUAAAAAAAAAAAAAUCAAAAAAAAAUCACCCCUUCUUCAUUCAUGUAUCUGAUUUAAGUCGUCUGUGUUGGUUCUGUUGGGAGUUUUUCCGCCUGUGGAAAACGUUGUCUGUCGUCAUGCUCUGGUUUUUGGUCACUGUCACUUUUCUACUGCUCCCACUUAGCCUUGAAUUGAUAAAUCAAUCUGUCUAAAGUCCACGAGAGGUUUUACCUCCCUAGACGGCUCCUAGCCUGGCAACCACCUCCGGUCUCUGGACUCACUGGGAACGGUCGUACUGCUGUCCUUUUUGUACUAAAUUAUUCUGCUAUUAAAUGACUGGUUGGACAAUUCAGUUUGAAAGCUCUGCCCAUUAAAAAGGCUACGCUGUGAAAA
Molecule: messenger RNA, 5972 nt
Organism: Lates calcarifer (barramundi perch)
Lineage: Eukaryota; Metazoa; Chordata; Actinopteri; Centropomidae
Gene: dag1
Product: dystroglycan 1
Exons: 4
Coding region: 955-3678 (907 amino acids)
Biological process (GO): morphogenesis of an epithelium; muscle attachment; nerve development
Cellular component (GO): basement membrane; sarcolemma; dystroglycan complex
Molecular function (GO): calcium ion binding; laminin binding
Source: RefSeq, a predicted model, not a curated record